AAGGAGUUAAGAUAAUUUGUGAAACUAGAACAAGUCGAUGGCUCAGUAGUUGGUCUUCUGUUGGUCUGCAAUAUGGAGAUCAGAUAUUUAUUUGUAUUUUGUGCUGUGGUGGGAGCGGUACAAGCUGGGAAACAUGACCAGUACUCCGGACACCAAGUGUUCGGCAUAAAGUUCCGCAACGCAUCAGACUCGGAGCUGCUGCACCGGCUGGAGGGUCUACUGGAUCUGGACACCUGGCAGCAUGGGGUCCUGGAGCAGAGAGACGCCAUGGUGAUGGUGCCGCCCGCCAAGAGGGACGCCUUCCUGAAGGCGCUGGAUGAUGAGGGGGUCCAGCACUAUGUGCAGAUGGAUGAUGUCGCUGAAGCUCUGAAGAAGCAUGAUGACGAGAUCUCAGCGUGGAAGCGCGCCAGGAGAACCCGCAUGAUCUUCCAGGACUACUGGCGAUAUGAUCAGAUUGAUGCAUACCUGGAGAGGAUAGCCAGUCAGUACCCCGACCUGGUGACUCUGGUCAAUGCUGGCAAGAGUUACGAAGGACGAGACAUCAAAUAUUUAAAGAUAUCGACGACGAAGUUCAACGACCCGAGCAAGCCCAUCUACUUCAUGGACGCGAUGAUCCACGCGCGCGAGUGGGUGACGACGCCGGUGGCGCUGUACUCCAUCUACCGGCUGGUGGAGAACCUGCGCAGCCAGGACCAGGACCUGCUGCGAGACAUCGACUGGAUCAUCAUGCCGCUCGUCAACCCUGACGGAUAUGAGUUCACGCACACUGAUACCCGUCUCUGGCGUAAGACGAGAUCAGUGCUGCCUGUCCACGAGACCUGCCUCGGUGUCGACGCCAACAGGAACUUCGAUGUCCUGUUCGGCACUACUGGAGUCUCCGAUAACCCUUGUGCCUUAACCUAUCCUGGCACCCACGCGUUCUCCGAACCCGAGACUGGUUACGUCAGAGAUAUUCUUCACGAGCACUUGAACAGGAUCCAACUUUACAUGAACAUCCAUAGUCAUGGGAACUGGGUGCUGUUCGGGUAUGGUGACCACAGUCUGCCGCCGAAUGCUGCUCAGUUGCAUCACGUGGGUGCCGCCAUGGGAGCUGCCAUGGAUGCCAUGAAGCUGCCUCAGGCCGGCUACUACUUGGUGGGGAACAGUGCCAGUUUGCUGUACGGGACUUCUGGCAGUGCACAGGAUUAUGCUCAGGUGAUCGGCGUGCCGUUCUCGUACACGCUGGAGCUGCCGGGCUACGGGGUCGGGUUCCUGGUGCCGCCGCAGUUCAUCGACCACAUCAACGAGGAGACCUGGCAGGGCAUCGCCGUCACCGCGAGACUCGCUCGCUCAUACUAUAGGGCGAGGUAUAAUGCGAACAACUGAUGUGUAGUGCAGGUGCUGAUUAGUUGAAUUUUUGGUUUAAUAAAUGUUUUUAUUUUUGUACUUUUUAUAA
Molecule: messenger RNA, 1435 nt
Organism: Helicoverpa armigera (cotton bollworm)
Lineage: Eukaryota; Metazoa; Arthropoda; Insecta; Lepidoptera; Noctuidae
Product: carboxypeptidase B
Exons: 7
Coding region: 73-1365 (430 amino acids)
Biological process (GO): proteolysis
Molecular function (GO): metallocarboxypeptidase activity; zinc ion binding
Source: RefSeq, a predicted model, not a curated record